CCCAUCUGCUAUUUGUCCAUUUUUGACUAUGUUUGCGUAUACGGAAGUGCUGUUAAGUGUCAGGGUCUAAUGGUGUCAAAAUGAUUGGGGAUUUCUUGAUUUUUGGGACCCUGCUCAUGAACGCUGGUGCUGUGCUAAACUUUAAGCUGAAGAGAAAGGACACGGGCAGUCACGGAUUUGGAGAUGAGCCUAGAAGACCAACGACAGGUGACAACAUCAGGGAGUUCCUGCUCAGUCUACGAUACUUUCGGAUCUUCAUUGCAUCAUGGAAUAUCUUUAUGAUGUUUUGCAUGAUUGUAUUAUUUGGAUCAUGAUCUCCUUUACUGACGAGGCUUUCCCAAAAGAGAGACGACACAUCUAAAUUACACAUCUAUGGUGGGGAUUGGAUAUGCUAAAUCGUUCUGUACAUUUUCCUGCUUCAUUAUUCCCUUGCCUGUUGCUUUGUAAUAUAUCACAGUGCACACAAAUAUAUUUGUGGAAUUUGUAUGUUUAGCCAUUUCCUGGACUUGUUAUUUGUUACAACUCUGAAUAGUCAUUAAUGCUAACAAAAGGAAUGUUACGUUCCUUUUUGGCUUAUUCACAGUCAUAUCCAAGUUCAUACAUUUUAUAUUUUGUCUUCACGUUCUGAACAUAGUAGGAUAAUGACAAUAAUGACCUUCUCGUAUUGUUUUAGCCUUUUCCCAUGCAAAGGCUUAUGCAGUCAGACUUCAUUGUAUAGCCUAAAUGCACCAAAGGAUACUGUUGCGUUAUCCAUGGUCCAGUUUUGUAUAAUAAACUUUUACUCUGAAAUCUA
Molecule: messenger RNA, 793 nt
Organism: Hypomesus transpacificus
Lineage: Eukaryota; Metazoa; Chordata; Actinopteri; Osmeriformes; Osmeridae
Gene: smim7
Product: small integral membrane protein 7
Exons: 5
Coding region: 81-314 (77 amino acids)
Source: RefSeq, a predicted model, not a curated record